GGAAGACAGAAAUAGCGGGGAAAAAGAUUGCGGUCGAUCUAUCGCGGCCGUUUCGCCAUUGUUUGUCAAUCUCGAUCGUUACGUGAGCGUUUAUGCCGAGCGUGACAUCUAACGAGGAUGCAGGUCGGAAGACGAGAGAUAGAUAGUUAACGCGAGCUAGUCGAGAGCGGUUCGCGACGAGUCGAAGGAGGUAGCUCGAUUUAGUCCUCGAGAAUGAUCACUGCCGAUCGAAGCUUAUGGUUUUUGCUCCUUCUCUCGACGAAGCUCCCCGAGACUCGAUCAUGGUCGGAAACUUCUCGCGAUUGCGCGCCCUCCGAAUCGAAUUUCGAGCGUUCAUCUGGAUCGAGGGUGUCAGAGACGGAAGACGAUCUCGCUCCGACGCUGCUCGAGGAACUCGAGAGUCGUUUGUCGCGUCUCGAGAGAAGACUCAGGGCCGUCGAGCAACCUGUUUGGCAGAUGGGCGUGACCGAAGAAGACUGGGAGACUUGCGCGGAGGGACCGUGCAGAUGUCAGCCGGAAAUGAAAACUGUGUCCUGUUGGCGGCAAGAGUUGUUGGACCUUCCUGCCGCGCAGCUUAGAUCUGGGUGGGAAUCGAUUGACGGCACUCCACAGGGAUACGUUCCUGGAUAUGACUCGACUGAAUCACUUGUGAGUAAAGACACGAUCGAUACCCCUUGGAACAGUUCUCAUCUCGAAGGGUUCCGUUCGCUGGAUCGUUUCAGAGACCUCAGCGACAAUUCGAUCGAACACCUUCCCUUGAAUCUGUUCUUCUCGCUGCAUGCCGUCACGCACGUCAGAUUGAGCAAGAACAUGCUCAGGGAGCUGCAUCGGUCUCAAUUUCUGAACAUGCGAAAUCUGCGCAUUCUCGACGCGUCUUCCAAUAGAUUAAGAACUCUGCCGGACAGCCUCUUCUUGAGCACCACUUCGAUGAUGAUGCUCGACCUUUCCUGCAAUCGCAUCACGAGCUUAGCAUCGGGAACAUUUCACGGUCUAACGACGCUCGAGGAACUUUUGCUGGGAAAAAAUCGUCUCUCGACUUUGGCGAUCGACUUGUUUAGCGAUUUGGUCAACCUAAAGUUUCUUCGUCUAGAAGAGAACCGAUUGAAGGAUCUACCGGACGAGGUGUUCCGGAGUCAAACAUCGCUUCGGGAACUGAACGCGAGAGGCAAUCAGCUCGCGACGAUAUCCGAUGGUUUGCUGCUUCCUCUCCAACAGCUACAGUCUCUCGAGAUGUCGAACAACAAGAUAACUCGGAUCGACCCGUCCGCCUUUCAAGGAUUGCUCGCGCUAGAAGAGCUUCAGCUAGGCCAUAAUCAAAUACAAACCUUGACGCCAGGACUGUUCUCAACGACCGGGUCUUUGAAGCGGCUGGUGAUUUACUCCAAUGGCAUAGAAAUCCUAUCGCGUGGCGUUUUUCGUGGGCUAACCAACUUGACAUCUCUGUUUCUGCACUCGAAUCAUCUGAGGAUACUGCAUCCUGAGCUAUUCCAGGACACGCCCAAUCUACGGAAACUGCAACUGGAAUCCAAUUACCUGUCCUCGUUACCGCCGCGAAUACUGGACCCCGUACCCCACAUCGAGCAGCUCCGGCUUGCUAGGAAUCCUUGGCAUUGCGAUUGCGCAGCCUCCUACCUGGCCACGUGGUUGCAGAAAAAGUACCUAGCCUGCACGAAUGGCUCCUCGGACGCGACGGAGAACGUGGGCGCCUGGGAAUUUGGUGCUGGAGCGAUAUGCAGGGGUCCCGGCACUUUGGGAGGAAAGUCGUUGAUGCAUUUAACGUUCCACGAGCUCUGCGAGGGUCAGUGGGCCUCGAUGAGAGGUCUAGCCCCGCGAAUCCCCGUCGACCACGUGGGGGGUAACAGCGGUCAGCCACCCGGUCCUCCUGGCCCACCACACGAUUUCCCAUCGAAAGACUCCGUCUCGGGACAGUAAUGCCGCGCGUAGCGUUAAAAAAUCGUCAAUGAACAACAUGCAAAUCACGGGUAGAAAAUUUGUUCUCGGAACUGGUGAACUGAUACGAACCGCUCGACAAGAACAGCCGAAAAAAACAAAUAGUGGCGGGGAUGAGUCCUGAUCGCGAAUUCGAACAACAAACUUUUAUUAAUAUACCAGAGAUUAUCGUAUCCACGUACCGUAUUCGCUGUUCGCUCGCUUGCUUCGCAGCGAUAACAAAGUUCGACGUCUCGGUUCGUUUGUGUUUUGUUUCGAUGACAAGUUUUUUGAAGCGUAUACGGAGACAGAGGGCAGUCGAGCGUGAAAUAUUGCCAGCGGAUAACGUCGUUAUCGCUGUUUAAAGUUUUAAAGAAAUUUAUUUCUCGUUGCCGAUGCCGG
Messenger RNA from Hylaeus anthracinus, 2331 nucleotides. Its product is annotated as platelet glycoprotein V-like. The record is from RefSeq and is a predicted model, not a curated record. Gene Ontology annotation, molecular function: protein binding. Gene Ontology annotation, cellular component: extracellular matrix. The transcript is spliced from 6 exons. NCBI's taxonomy places the organism in Eukaryota, Metazoa, Arthropoda, Insecta, Hymenoptera, Colletidae. Bases 214 to 1932 code for a protein of 572 amino acids.